Messenger RNA from Chrysochloris asiatica (Cape golden mole), 1659 nucleotides. RefSeq names its product inositol 1,4,5-trisphosphate receptor interacting protein (gene ITPRIP). The transcript has a single exon. Gene Ontology annotation, cellular component: membrane. Gene Ontology annotation, molecular function: protein kinase inhibitor activity. The coding region runs from base 1 to 1659 and encodes 552 amino acids. Lineage: Eukaryota; Metazoa; Chordata; Mammalia; Afrosoricida; Chrysochloridae. The record is from RefSeq and is a predicted model, not a curated record.
AUGGCGCUGGGACUCUUCCGGGUAUGCCUGGUGGUGGUGACGGCCAUCAUCAACCACCCGCUGCUGUUCCCGCGAGAGAACGCCACGGUCCCCGAGAACGAGGAGGAGAUCAUCCGUAAGAUGCAGGCUCACCAGGAGAAGCUACAGCUGGAGCAGCUGCGCCUGGAGGAGGAGGUGGCACAGCUGGCAGCUGAGAAGGAGGCCCUGGAGCAGGCGGUCACCGAGGGCCAACAGCAGAACGAAACCCGCACGGCCUGGGACCUCUGGAGCACUCUGUGCAUGGUCCUCUUCCUGAUGAUCGAGGUGUGGCGGCAGGACCACCAGGACGGGCCGUCGCCCGAGUGCCCGGGUGGGGAUGAGGACGAGCUGUCUGGCCUGGGGGGCACCCCCCUCCGUGAUCUCACCCUGCCCGACAAGGCCACACUGGACCACUUCUACGAGCGCUGCAUCCGGGGGGCCACAGCCGAUGCCGCGCGCACCCGGGAGUUCGUGGAAGGCUUCGUGGAUGACUUGCUGGAAGCCCUGAGGAGCCUCUGCAACCGGGACACGGACAUGGAGGUAGAGGACUUCAUUGGUGUGGACAGCAUGUACGAGAACUGGCAGGUUGGCAGGCCGCUGGUGUGCCACCUCUUCGUGCCCUUCACGCCCCCGGAGCCGUACCGCUUCCACCCAGAGCUCUGGUGUUCCGGCCGCUCGGUGCCCCUGGGUUGCCAGGGCUAUGGGCAAAUCAAGGUGGUCCUGGGAGACGAUGACAGGCCCGGCUGUAUCUGCGGUAAGACUACGCUCCCCGAAGACAUGCUGUGUCUCCUCCACGGCAAGAGCGGCAAGGCGCCCCCCGGUGGCAGGAUGAAGGACUUGCUGUGCGCCGCAGAGUCCCCGUACCUGGACACCAUGCAGGUCAUGAAGUGGUUCCAGAAGGCCCUCACCCGGGCCUGGCACCGCAUUGCCCGCAAGUACGAGUUCGACCUAGCCUUUGGCCAGCUGGACACCCCGGGCUCUCUGAAGAUCAAGUUCCGCUCGGGGAAGUUCAUGCCCUUCAACCUGAUUCCUGUGAUCCAGUGCGAGGAUUCUGACCUGUACUUUGUCUCCCACCUCCCCAGGGGGUCCUCUCAGUGGACCCCGGUGUCCAGCACAGACUGGGUCUUGUCCUUUGCUAUCUACGAGCGGCACUUCCUCAGGGUGACAUCCAAGGCACUGCCCGAGGGUGCCUGCCAUCUCAGCUGCUUGCAGAUCGCCUCCUUCCUGCUGGCCAAGCAGAGCCGUCUGACCGGCCCCAGCGGGCUCAGCAGCUACCACCUGAAGACCAUCCUGAUGCACCUCCUGCUUGUCCGGAAGCCCACCGACUGGAAGGCCGAGCAGCUGGACUCUCGUCUCCAGGAAUUGCUUCGCUUUCUCGAGAAAAGCCUGCUAGAGAAGAAGCUCUGUCACUUCUUUAUUGGCAACCGCAAGGUGCCUGAGGCCAUGGGCCUCCCGGAAGCCAUCCGCAGGGCGGAGCCUCUCAACCUCUUCCGGCCCUUUGUCCUGCAGCGGAGUCUCUACCGGAAGACGGUGGACUCCUUCUACGAGAUGCUCAAGAACGUCCCGGCACUCAUUAGCGAGUAUUCCCUCCAUAUCCCAUCAGACCAUGCCAGCCUGCCCCCAAAAGCUCUCGUGUUAUAG